Bursaphelenchus xylophilus (pine wood nematode) is the source of this 8181-nucleotide messenger RNA. The record is from the annotation of a GenBank genome assembly. Lineage: Eukaryota; Metazoa; Nematoda; Chromadorea; Rhabditida; Aphelenchoididae.
AUGGCUCAGUGUAAAUGGAAUUGGUACCAAAAUGAUUAUGAGGUGUUUAUAACUCUCCUGCGGUUGAGUGUAAAUCCAGAACAAUGUCAGCUUUCGGUUUCCGAACGGAGGUUAACUAUGAGAGAAGGAGAAAAAGAGAUCUUCCAAAUCAAUUUGCAUUCUGAUGUGCAAGAGAAUUUAGAUGUAAAACUAUCCCCAAAUAAGGUAGACAGUAGGAACCGUAAUGAAAACGAUAUUUAGGCCGAGAUAACUUUAAAAAAGAAGAUUCCUGGGAAAUGGGCGGAUAUUUGUGGCGAUAAAAUGGAGCGAACACCGGAACUGAAGAAAUUUUGCACAAAACAAUGGGAUAAGUUAGCCAAAGAGGUAGAUGAAGACCCUGAAUGCUCAGGAGAAGAAGGUGUAAAUAAAUUUUUCAAGGUAGUUCCUACUCUUUCCUUUCGAUAUCUGAUUUUAGCAAAUUUACGAGAACUUGGACGAAGAUGGGAAGAAAGCAAUGAUGAAAUCUAUGCAGGAAAGCGGCGGAACCGUUCUGAGCACAAAUUGGAAAGAAGUCAGCAAAAAUAAAGUCGAUGUAAAACCUCCAGACGGGAUGGAAUUUAAAAAAUAUUAAAUUUGAGAAUUAGACGUUCUAUUUUUGCGAGUAUUUCAUCCGUUUUUACACGGUUUAUAUUUUUCUGUGGUACCACUUGUUUAUAAUACGUUAACCAGGUCAUUAUGGGAGAAACUUCUGAUGUUGGUAAUAGGCUGGCUGAUGUCAAUUUAUGUGAAGAGAGGCACAAUUUACUCUUGGAAAAGAUUUUUACAUUUGAUGUAGAUCAUGUUUUGCCGCAAGGAGGCGAUCUUAAUGUGGCCACGGCUGUAACAGCUUUGUUAGAAUCAUCGAACCAAAUGACUUCUAGACUUUGUGAAAUACUGCCAGAAUGCCUGGAAGUCUGUUGUGAUGAUCACGAAUCUUUUGAAAAGAUUAUAAGGUUAAUCGCGGCUGGAAGGGACGGCAAGUCAUUAUUAGCUCUACUCGAGUACUUGUGGAGGUGUAACGACUCCACCAAAUACCAAGUGGGCAGCAUCCUUCUCGAGUCAGAUCUGAUCAGAGUUGUGUUAGAGAGUGCAGACCUCACCAAAUUGGGUCUCGUCUCAAAGUUGAUUGUAGGAUUAUUCGAAGGCCAAGAUCGCCUCAAUAUCCAGAAACUUUACACACUGCUGUCGCAUCGAAUUUUACAUCUACUUGACCGUUUUGAGCAAGAUCCUGACUCCAUUUUGAAUUUGCGGGAGCUCCAUUUAAUCACUUCGUCGCUUUAUCAAUUGUGCAUGUCUACCAACUUAUUCCUAGUGAGUAAUUACGGAUCAAUUUAUAUUCAUCCUUUUAGAUUAUGACCUUGAGCCCGUCUUUGUUAAACCUUUUACUUUGUGAGAUCCGAAUUGAUGAUGAAAACUUGGUCCUCAGAGCUGGUUCCUUUCAUUUUCAAUGCCUUUGCCUUGCGUUAAACUUUUGCAAAACGUAAGGAAAGACGGAGAAAUAAAUAACUCUAUUUAGACACGGCUUCUUUAUAGCGACAAGCUCAUACCUUGCACAGAAAUCUAAGAUUGAGUCUCCUUCUUCUGGAUAUCUUCAAUUACAACUACAAAAGCUUGGGAAAGUACUUUCAAUGCACAAAAUAUUGCCCAUGGCCGUUUUGGAUGUUUGUUUGGAAUGGUGUUUUCUGAUUUCAAAUCAGGUGGGAAACGAGUUGCUGGACACUAAAGAGAUGUUCGAGCUCAGGAAAAGUAUACUGGACAUCUUUUUGGAUGGUACGUUAAUAAAUAAAAUACGUUUUUUCUAAGGCUCGAGAGUCCUGCCCAGGACUGGCCACACGAAAAAUGAAAGUGGGCCAAAACGCUGCAAGCUUGCUGAUCUGUGCUUCCUGAUUGGGCCCGUUUUUGUCGCCAGACCGGUUUUGUCCCCAAUAUUUUGUUUGAAAAUUGUUUGCGCAGCUCGACAAGGACUCGAAAUGAUGGCCAAAUUUUUUAAAUGGCUAGCCAAAAACUUGGAUAGGCUAUUCCAACCUUUUGGCUAUCUCUUUUCGAGGCUUCACGGCUACUCUGAUACUGUAUGGCCGAUCCAGGUUUUAUCUAGCCAUUUAAAAAAAUCCGCCGUCAUUCCUACACUUUGAUACAUACUCCAACCUACAAAACUAUCCUGGAGACAAAAACGGGGUGGGAAAAUAUGUAUUUAAAAAUGAAUUUAUUAUUGCGAAAUUACAGUAAUCCGCAGUUAUCUCGAAAAAAUUUAAAAUUGACAUGGAAUUUUCUAAUUAUUUGUCUGCAAUGCCUUGCGAUUCUAAUGAUCCCAAGAUAUUGAAAAUUGAGAGGAAACUGUUGGAGAACAGAGGCCUCAAAGUCUGCCAGUCAGGGUCAUAUGAAAUAUAAAAAAAAUAUCACAGAAAAUUACUCAAACGUGACCUGAGAAAAUUUUGAUCAAUGGAUUUUAAGAAUAUCUACCUGCUUAGCAUUCCCGACUAAAAACUUUUCAGGAUGUGCGGAUCUAAAAAUUUUGUAGCAUUUGAGGCAGAAUUUCCAUAUGGCCACGGCUCUCGGCUCUUAGAAAAAACGUGUUUUAAGGACUUGAUCCCUUACAAAGCAGAAUCAAUCGACUGGUGGAUGAUCUGCAAGUCUUUGCUAUGAUCUCGGGGUUUUCUCCAAUAGAAAUGGAUAGAGUUAUGUCCAAGCUGAUAAAUAAAAUGACGGAGAUACCAACGUUGUAUAAACAGAUUCCCUUGGAUGUGAUACUACUGUGAGUGUUUUAUUUUAUAUAAUUAAAAAGGUUUAGUAAUUCUUUGCGAGCUCGAAGCAUUUGUUUUGAUUUUGGUGAUUAUGCCGCUGACGAUGUAGACGAGUUAAGAAAGCUGUUUACUCUUCACUCUGGCAAGAAGUUGUGAGUCUAAAAGAGAAAGGAAAAGUAAUUUUUGUAGGUAUUUAAAUAGGCUAAUACAGAAGAUGGUGUCAGAUCUGUUAAAUCAAUCAAGUCUGAAUGGCGAUUACAAACACGGCUGUUUGAAUGAGAUAAUAAAGCUUGUGAAUAGUAGGAUUGUCUGCUGAAUGUACAUAUUUUUAGUAAAUAUAUUAUCCAUUCUCUCAUCACGGAACACAAUGGAUCUUGGCAGUUAUUUUUGUGUCUGCCAUGCAUUGAUGGAAUUAAUUGAACAAGUGGAAAAACGGUUCAGUGGCGUAGAGGGGAAGGUAACGACUUUACUCCCCGGGGCCAUGUCGUCUUUUUUGCAGGGAUUCUUUAAAGUGUUCGAUUUUUCUUAUGAAAUUGUAACCCGCCUCUUGGAUUGCGCAAUUGAUGUUGGACGUCCUGAGUUUAUAAUCACGACCGUGUUGGAUUACUGUAGACAAGAGGUUGCGGGAGAUGGGCUUUUAGAAGAAAUGCUGGCCUAUCUGACUUGGGGGUACGUCUUGCUUGGAGAUACCGAGGCCAUUUCUGAUGUGCAGAAUGUGUUUUUCUCAAAAUUGAACACAAAACCGAAUUAUUUAGAGGCAUUUAAGGAGUUUUCUUGUGGACGGUAGGUGUUUUAGUGUUUGUAGCAUCUCUUCAGAGUCGAGAUCUGUUUGAAUAUGGUUGACAUUAUUGAUAUAAAUGACUUGGGCUCCAAUCCAGUGCUUUAUAAAAUGAUUAAUUGGGUUGUAAGUCGUUUGAUUGCAUAAUUUAGAGGGUAUUUAAGCGUCGGGAAUGUCUCCGAUUUAUUCCGAUUCCGCAAAUACGGAGACAACUGGCUCCAAAUGCAUUCCAUGCCUUGGCCGAAUGUAACGAAAACCUCGAUUCGAAUGUCCUGAUGGGUUUGGUCGAUUGGAAUCUUCCAAUCGAGAAUUCUUACGAUCGCGGCAUCCAGAAGACCAUCGAUAUUCAUCAUUCAGAUGUUAGGCAACUUCUUCAGUCAUGGCUGACCAGUGAUCAAUUCUAUUCGAACCCAAUGUAAGUUGUUACUGUAAAAUGUAAUCGUCGACUAAGGAAAAGUAUUUAUGAAAUGGAACAAAGGCUGUCUGGGCUGGUUGGGCUGGUCCUUGGAGGUGAUUCGAAGCCAUCUUGGAAAGCAAAUUUGAAUGCUUUGCAAACGUUGUUUAAGGUCAUGGAAUAUGAUGUUCCUUGGGUAACGUGAAACAUUGUGUUUAUUAAGAUGCUUGUUUGUAGCAGUCGUUGUUUGAUAAUGCAAUAGAUCACGUGGACCUGCCUCUUACUGACUCCCUGAAAGCUUUUGAUUACGGGCAGACCUUGAGUGCUUACUUUGAGAGGUCUGGAGUCGCUAAUCUUCGCCCAUCUCCAAAGUUUUACACUUGGCUUUCUUCCCUCGCUCAAAAAACUGGAAAUCAGAUGUUAUUGUAUCAUUACAGUGACAAAAGUUUCAAAAUUAAUCCGCAAAGGUUGUACGCGGAAACACAGAUGACUUAUCUGACUGAGCGUUUGGAUAUUGUAAGAGAACUCGGUUUACAGUAUGCUUUUUAGGCCAAGUUCAGCACGGCUGUUCCGCAGAACAUCAUAUCAGAUGGGGCCAAACUUUAUUCUCUUUUCUGCCAGACUCUGGGAGGUGGUACUUUUGAUGUCAAGUUGAUGGCUCACAUCUCUAAUCAGUUGGGGUUACUGGCUAAUCGAAUACCGGGGCUGUCGGUUGUGUUAAAGACUCAGAUAACUCCAGGAACCGUAAGUUGUAUUAAUGGGGGUUUACAAUUAUUGAAAGCUCCAAGAUUCUCUGACCAAUGUGAAUUCGAUGAGUACAAGUCAGGAUACCGUUUUGCGCGGGGCUCUCCUUAAUUUGGCUACCUCUUUUGACGACGAAUGUACAACAUAUCACAAAGACUUUUAUGAUUGGAUCUCGCAACAGUAUUAUACUUCAGAAGGAUCUUUCCGACUGAAAGACGCAGAGCUCGACGAAGUGAGAACCAUAUUAGCAGUUGAUGGCAUCACAGUCAAUGGGGAUACAGUAAAAUUGAUCGAGAGUUCUGAUUCCUAUCAACAUUUUGUUGAACUGGAAUGUAAACAGCAGAAAUCGGAUCUAAUUGAGUACGUCUGAAUGGCUUAGUAAUGUUGCUUUGCAGAUUUACUGAAGAUGGAAGACUACGGUCGCUGUACUCAAACAUAAAGAAAAGGGAGAGGGCUCUUUUUCAGUCAUCUGUCAAAACCUUAAUCAAAAUUUUGACUCAAAGGAAUACUGUGAGUCACGCUUGAGGUCUUUGAAUCUUGUUUAGAUUAAUCUAGAUGGGGUCUGUUGGUGUUUGGAGAUUCUAAAAUUGUUACUGAUCCAUCCUGAGUGGUUUGAUGCGCACGUAACAGAUCUUUUGUCGACUCAUGAGAACCGAUCUUGGUUGGGUGAGUUGUUUCUUCCUUCUAAUCCCGUUUUUAGAAACUAUUCCUCAACUUCUGGGAGUUUUGAAGCAUAAGAAUGAAGUAUGCUCGUCCUUAGCGAAAAAACUUGUGCUUCCACUAAUAGAUGAGAACCCGGAUCACUUUGUUUAUCCUCUUUUGAGUGUUCACAAUCAUCAAGUUCAUGGUGAAUAUCACCCUUCCCCAGAUCCAAAUAUAGAUGACGAUGGCAUUAGUCUUGGCAUUGGAGUGUUUGAUCUGAAAGAGGUAUUUUUUGUAGACUUCUCAGAUCAAGUUUAGGACUCGUUGUCUGGGACUUUCAAUGAUGUUGUUAAUUACUUCAAAGCUGCUCAUCCAGAGUUGUCUCUUCAAACCGUCCAUUUCUUACGCAAUUUUGAUGAGUUCUCACUUACUCUCCCCGAGCGCUGGCACCAUUUCUUAUCCCAUCUGAAUACUGAAGUCAUUACGUUUAGGAAAUCCCUGAAAUCUUAUUAUUGUCAGUUGGAGAGGAUUGUAGAAAAGACAAAAGCUAUGAAAUUGUUAGCGGAUAUUGAAGACAUCUUCAGGAAUACCGUAAGAUUACGUAAGGUUCGUUUUUAUGAUGCACUUAUAGGUUAUAAAAUUGAUAAAUGGCUUGGUGGAAACGACGGAUGAAAUCGAAGAGGAGAACGAUGACGUCAUCAGAUUCCGAACUGUAUUCGGAGACAGACUUAACAGGGCCGUCGAGGAAUGCUCUUUAAUCCCAUCCCUGGACAAGUUCUUUAAUCCUUUCUCGAAAUUAAUUCACUUACUUUCUAUUGAUAUUCAACGCCAGGAUAACCACAAUCUCAAGUUGUCAUCCCUUUCGGUCGGACUCUCAUCGCUGAACGCGUCCAUGUUGCCAUUGCCGGGGUUGGGUAAAACGAUAUACAAAGAAAUUCGAAGAAUCCAUUCGCUCGGCGAUACGGUCCAUGUAUUGCCCACAAAAACGAGGCCAAAGAAACUCUCCAUUGUUGAUAAUGCAGGGGAGAGGUAAGGACAUUCUGAAGUAACGAGACUUUUAGACAUGUAUAUCUUUGCAAGGGGCAGGAAGAUCUCCGGUUGGACGAAAGGAUCUCUGGUCUGCUGUCGUUGUGCAACGCUGUCUUCCGAAAAGGAGAAGUCCAAUUCAAAUGUCGGAAUUACUCUGUAAUCCCGUUGAGUGACCGAACCGGGCUCAUUCAAUGGGUUUCUGGGGCUUCGUCGAUAUAUCAGGUGUAUAAAAAUUGGCACCUGACGCAGCUGGAAGCAUGUCUGGCUGCGCAGAAUAAAGAGAUUCAUCACCUGAGUGCAUCUUCAGAUGAUGACGGUACUCAUCAGUCAUCGAGUGAAGACGAACACCAUUCUGAAUAUGUUACAGUGGAAGACAAUGAAUUUAAGGAGCAACGAGAUUUUCGACCAGUCAAGAAAUUCUAUGCAGUGCUCAAAGAAAUCUUGCCGGAUAAUGAGGUAUUAUGUCUUGACAAACACAAAAACUGAUUUUUUUUAGAAGUGUUUCGCUUACAAGGACCGUACUUUUUUUACUCCUGAAGUUUUGGUGGAAGCAUUCGAAAGAUUGAAAGAGAUGUCACCAAAGACGAUAAUAUCGGAGUAAGAGUGACAAAGGAAAUAAGUAGUGUUCCUAUUUCAGUUACAUACUCAAAUCAAGUAUCAAUUCGAUAGACUGGGUGACCAAAGUGGGUAACUAUACCAGGUCCAUUGCUAGCGCCAAUAUGGUUGGGAACGUGGUAGACCUUGGGGACAGACAUCUAGACAACAUUCUGAUCGACCAAACAACUGGAGAUUUGAUUCAUGUGGACUUUAAUGUCUGUUUCCACAAACGAAAAACCCUUCGAGUACCUGAGAAAGUUCCUUUCAGGUUAACACAGAACUUCGUAGAUGUUCUCGGAGUGGGCGGUGUUAAUGUAAGUUAAAAAAAUAAUUAUUUUAUUUUCGAUUUAGGGGAAGUACAAGGUAUUAAGUGCACAGGUCUUGGAGUCUCUGAAGAAGAACAAAACAAUGAUCAUCAACUGGCUGAGCGUCUUCCAAACUGAUCCACUGACUGAAUGGCUGGUCCCAAACGAUCCUAUUUCUAAUGCAAGGUUCGGGCUCUUCAAGUUCUACUUCUGUAAUAACAACAAAGUUGUUAUUGGUAUGAUCCUGCAUCUGUUUAGUCUAUUGUUGACAGCGCUUAAAGGCCCUUUGGAUGUUUCAAGGUAAGUCUGUGCUUUUAAAUACAGGUAUACUUAAAAUUCCACACAACUAAUUCUGAAAGUUUAGGAAAAAAAUUGAAAAUUUGUUGGAGGGCAUGCUUAAAGAGGGCGUUAAACAAGAUACGGUCAGCAGUUUCCAUGAAUUAGUGAAGAGCCACCAAGAAAGUAUCCAGUUGUUGAAGCCUUUCUUGAAGAUUCUAUCAACUUGUUUCCUCGAUUUCAAGGGUUUUGUCACCAAUUACAAAUUAUGUUUCUCUUCUCCCAUGGCUAAGAUCCUACGGGGGCUGAUGCAUGAUCCUGGAAACAUCCCACGCGAACUUCUAAAAGUUGUUCUUCAGGGUAGUCCGAGGUAAUUCUUGUUCUUUUUUAAUUAUGGAGGUUUCCAGGAUCUAUGCAAAUCUAAUUGGACUAAGUAACAUCACAAUGGAUUCAUACCAGGAACAAGAACGGGUAAUAUGCCCUUCCCUUCGUAUUCCUGAAAAUAUUAUGAGAAGGUUGUCAGAAAAAUUGAAUGGGUAUGAAGCUGGCCAGCCUUCUAUGAUGACAACUCUGCAACAAGUGGAAUAUCUUGCAACAGAAGCUACUAGUCGGGCCAAUCUCAGCCAAAUGUUUGAAGGGUGGAUGGCAUGGAUUUAA